Dromiciops gliroides (monito del monte) is the source of this 6934-nucleotide messenger RNA. It is a transcript of the gene SPAG17, whose product is annotated as sperm associated antigen 17. The coding region runs from base 42 to 6740 and encodes 2232 amino acids. The transcript has 49 exons. Gene Ontology annotation, cellular component: axonemal central apparatus. Gene Ontology annotation, biological process: epithelial cilium movement involved in extracellular fluid movement; axonemal central apparatus assembly. The record is from RefSeq and is a predicted model, not a curated record. NCBI's taxonomy places the organism in Eukaryota, Metazoa, Chordata, Mammalia, Microbiotheria, Microbiotheriidae.
CUUCAUCAGAGCCAGAAGCGGGCGCGUCUCCUGCUCUUUGCAUGGGACCCAAGAGAGAUAAAGACAGGUCGGGGCUAGCAGCCUCUAAAACCUGGGAACCCGGACUCAUCGCCGCCGCCUUUAACCAGGCUGAUUGGAAGGGCUGCAUCAAUUUCGUGGUCGGAAACCGCAUUGAGGAUGAUCUUCUUAUCAACGCCCUUGAGCUUGCUGUUAAUGUCCCCCAAAGGAAGCUCUUCAGCUUGGUGUCAUGGAAUAACAUCCUUAGUCAGAUCAAUGCACCUCCUCCACCCCCACCUCCAAAAGGAAAGAAACAAGGUGUAGCUGCACCCUUGUAUUAUGAGGUAGUAAAUGCAGCAAGAGCCAUUAUGACUGCUGGAGAGAAACUUACUCAGCCGCUGAUUGGGAAACUCAUUAAAUACCAACUGCUGAAUCUCAAACAAAAAGACGAACAGCGAAGGGCAAUAGAGAAGAAGGCACUGGAAGACAAACUGAAGGCAGAAAGGGACCGAGAAAGAGGAAAGGGCAAGGCUGCUGCAAAGGAAAAGAAACCAGCCAAAGGCAAAGGAGGAAAGGGAAAGGACCAAGGAGAUUCAGGACAGGCAGUGAAAAAAGACAGCAUGUUGAAGCGGCGGGGAGAAGAGGAGACAAUUAAAAAAUACAUCGAUGAUGAGCCAGACGAUGGCGCCCAACAUUACUUUAUCAUCACAGGCUUUUACAAUCCACAGCUACUGGCAAUUAUGACGGAGCUUGGGGUUCCUGUAUCCAAUGUGAUUAAGCUGACUUCCGAGAAUUAUGAACCUCUGAAGGCAUACCUGGCAGGACUUAGCCAGCAACAAGAGGCCCAGCUUCUGACAGAAAGUACACCUACAAUGUCAAAAGAAAUAGAAGCCGAAAAACUGAAGAGGGAAAAAGACAUAAAAGAUCUUGAAAUUUUCUGGAAAUACUUGGAACCAAUUCUGAAUAAUGGGAAACCUGAAACUAAUCUCUUUGACAUCUCCAGGCUUGAACACCUGGUUAGGGAAGAGUUCCUUCCUGUAGACUGGUCAGACAGUGAACUACUGCUGGACCUUGGUACUGAACUUUUUGAAGUCAUUGCUUGCUUGAUAUAUGACAGCUUGGACUGGAGGCGGCAGCAUCUGAACUACUUAGAAAACAUGAGGCUUAUUAAUGUCCCACAAGUCUUAAGUGCUCCUUCGGAUAUCCCUUGGACUCCUGAGGUAGGGGCAUCUGCAAGUUCAGCUGCCAUUUCAACAAAGAAGAAACCACAGACAGAAGAGUCACAGCUAACACGAGAAAGUUUGCUCUCUACUGAAGUGGAUAUGAGAUAUUACAAUGAUUUGAUGGAACAGAUUCCUGAAGAAUUCAUUUCUGUGCCUUUGAUACUUAAUGGCAUCUUGGAACAGAUAGUGGCAACAGAGAAUGAGCUUCUCCCACCUAGCUUAAGGCCACCCACGCCCAGAGAAGAUGGGUUGGAUCCCAGGAUCGCAGCUCACAUUGUAUCUAUCCUGCCAUCUCUCUGUCUCACAGAAUGUGAAAAAGAGAAUCUACAUCGUAUAUUCUUACCUGAGGAUGAGAGAGAGAAAAAAGCAGACCAGAAAGGUCCUCUCAUAUUGAACUACCAUGAUGCACAGGGUCACAAGAAGCAUGUACUAAAGGCCCAGAAGAAUUUUGACCCAGUACAAAUUGAGCAAGAGAUGCAGGCCAAGCUACCACUGUGGAAACUUCUUCAAUUCCCUUUGCCUCCUUUGUGGAAUAAUACCAAACGUCUGGCUACAAUUCAUGAACUCAUGCACUAUUGUACUAAUGAACUCCUGAGCUGGAAUGAAGUAGAAAGAGCCUUCAAAGUCUUUACUUUUGAAUGCCUGAAAUUAACUGAAGUAGAUGAUUUUGGAAAACUGAAACCUUCCAGAACUGAUGCUGGGUCCGAUUCUGAAGUCUUCUAUAUCCCAUGGGACAAUCCUGCUAGAUUUGCUAAACAGAUAAGACAGCAACACCUUAUGAAAAGGAGUACAGAGGAAAAAGUGACUACACCAACUUCUGUAUCAGAAAAAAAAUUGAAGUUUCCUGAAGAAGACCAGCUGAAAAGUGGGAAAGAUGAAAGUAAGAGAUUAGCAAUGGAUGUGGCAGACCAGAAGCAACAAGAGGAAAUUAAGAAGUCAUCAUUCCUCUCUCCAACCCAAAAGCAAACCAAUACAAACACUGUGAAAACAACUGAUGAAAACAAGAAUGAGUCUCAGCCUGAAAAUAAACAACCAUUAGAGCAGGAGUCUGGCAUCAAACAGCCAUUGAAAUCAAAAUCCAUAGAGCAUUCCUUAAAUGAAGAGAUCAAAGGAGAAAAGGAGGAGGAUGAUAUUCUUGAAAAGAAACCAAAGAAGAUCGUCAUAGAAGCAGAUUUGGAAGACAUAAAAAAGACUCAACAGCGCUCUUUGACGGAGUGGAGUUUUAUUGAACAUUUUAAACCGCAAGUCCUCCUGCAGGUUCUUCAAGAGGCAAGCCAGGAGUUUAGAUGCAUUGAUUCCUAUUAUCAUACCCAAGACAACUCUUUGCUUUUAGUUUUUCACAAUCCUAUGAAUAUACAACGACUAAGUUCUGAAAAAUGGGAAAUUGCUCUCCAUUCUAAUGUUGGAUUCAGAAACUAUUUGGAACUUGUAGCUGACUCUAUUCAGGAAUGGACCAUACAGGAAGAAGCAAUAUAUCAGGAAAAGAAAAUGGCUGAGGAAAUAGCUCUUGCUUUGGCAAAAGUAGAAGAAGCCACAUCUCCUACAAAAUCUUCCACUACUUCUCCAAAAAAAUCUAAAAAUACCAAAGGAAGCAGCAAAACCGUUACUGAGGAUGCAGACAAAGAGAAAGACAAGAAUAUUUUUAUCCUAGAAAACUCCCUCAAGGCUUGGAAGGCAGAACAGGACCGGAUAGCAGAAGAAGAACGCCUGAAAGAAGAAAAGAAAUUAGAGAAAAAACAGAAAGAUUCUGCCAAAAAGAAAAAGAAAGCAGAGAAGCCAGAAAAAGAAGAUAGCAAGUCUUCCAAGAAGAAAUACGGCUCCAAGGAGAAAAAUAGAGAUGAGGCAUCAAAGUCCUCACAGCAGCAAGUAGAACCUUUCCCACCAGCAACUGCUGAGAAAGUUUAUCCAUUUCAAGGAUACAACAUGGGAGAGAAUCCAACCCAAGUCUCCGGGACAAAUUAUUUUUUGUACCCUUCAGAUGGAGGGCAGAUUGAAGUGGAAAAGAUAGUAUUUGGAAAAGGGCCAACUUUCAUAAAAGUGAAAGUGAAGAAGGACAAGCAUAAUUUCUUUAUUCAUAUAAAAGACCCCAAGAAACUUCAAGGAAAGGUGAAAAGACGAGAAGAGAAUGACUCUUCAGAUGAGGAAAGCAAAGUUAAAAAAAAGAAAUUAAAGACGCCAAAGUCAGAAUGGGCUCGCCAUAAGAAGAGAAUGGUUAGCAAGUUUGGGUCUUUCUCUGCCACACUGGAAAAUGGAAUCAAUCUCUCUAUAAGUUACCAUGGACCCAGUGGGACACCACCAGAGGAAAAGGAUGUUGAAUUAGAAGAAAUGCUGAAUAUCCCUUCAGCACAUACUCAAACUGUGAUUCCCACUCCCCCUACCCCACCUCCCAAAGGAAAAAGCAAAACUCCUAAGGGUAAAGAAAAAAACAAAGAACCCCCCAAAGAAGAGGAGCCACCACCCGUUCCAAAGGAAGAAGAGAAACAGGAAGACGUAGAGACAGAAGCCCCUCCACUGGAGCCACCCUUUAUUCCCACCUUUCAAAGACUAAAUAUUUCAUGUCCUAAUGGGCUGGCAGUGACCUUCCUUGGCUAUCUAUCUCCAGGUCCACACAUUGGAGAUGAUGAACAUACCUGGGACAUUAUGGUUCGGCAGAGUUAUCCUCAAAGGGUGAAGUACUCUCAGAUGCAUAAAACCGUGACACCACCAAUAGAACAGGAGAUUUCCAGAGUUAUUAACAGUCAAGGGACUGUUGUCAAGUACAUGGUGGAUGGAUCUACACAGGUACUCUUUGCAGAUGGUGCAGUGAGUUACAGUCCAGAUUCUGGUCCUGUGUGUGCCCACUCAGAAAGUUCUACAGCCCCAGGUUCAACAGACUUGAGAUAUUCAUUCUGUCUACAAAAAUCAGAAACUGGCCCAUCUGAUGCUAUCAGCUCAAAGAAAGGAAAGGGUCACAAAAAUACAUCUUUAUUAUUACAUAAGGGUGACUCCCAUGACCAAACGCAUUAUCAGUUAUCAGGAACUGGGGAAAUCCAGGUGGGCACUUGGUUUACUACCACACCUGCAGGCUCUCGAAUUGGCACCAAAGGAUUGGAAAGACUGCCAGACCUUGCACCAUAUUUGUCCUUUCAGGCUACAGAUCCUGUUGAUGGAACGGUGAUGACAACUCGAGAAGACAAAGUGACUAUUGUGAUAAAAACUGAUGGGACAAGGAUAGUGGAUCAUGCUGACGGCACUCGAAUCACAACCUUCUAUCAGAUUUAUGAAGACACAAUUGUACCUUCAACUGACCAAGAAACAAAUGAAUCCUCAUGGUCCAUCACCAGGCAAGUGAAGUGUAUGAGAAUAGAGAGCCCUCACUAUGCUUCGGUUAUUACGAACUGUGAGGACAGCAGCUGUUGUGCCACUUUUGGAGAUGGGACAUCGGUCAUUGCAAAGCCACAAGGGACAUACCAGGUGCUACCCCCCAGCACUGGUUGCCUCUCCAUUGAUAAGGAUUGUUCGGCUGUUUAUUCCCAUGAAUCAAGCAGUGACACCCUCUACCAACCUUUUAGCCAGCGUGAGCAGCUGAGAGCCAGCAGGUACAUUAUGAAGCAUACUUCUGACAUAAUCUGUGAAGUUCUAGAUCCUGAAGGGAAUGUUUUUCAGGUCAUGGUUGAUGGCACCAUAUCAACUGUCAUCCCUGAAGCAAGCUUGGAGGAGGAAACCAUAGAGGAGGAAAGUGAGGAUUAUGACAGUUUACUGCCUGAUAAAGUAGAAAAAAAUCCUCUUCAGACUUAUGGAGAACACGUCCCCAGGUUUUUUGUUAUCUAUGCUGAUGGCUCAGGAACUGAACUUCUUCGGAACAGUGACAUAGAAGAGUACCUAUCUUUGGCUUAUGGGGAAUCAACCACUGCGGUUCUACAAGAGCCAGUCCAAGAAUACCCAGGUGCCCUGAGCAUCACCGUUCUUCGUCCUUUCUAUGAAGUGUCUCCAUGGAUUAUGAAGAAAGAAUUAGACACUAUUGUUCCUACCAACCUCCAGUCAAGACCCUGGAAUACUUUCCCCGCAGUUGAGAAGAAAACUCCAGGCCCCCCAUUUGGAACUCACAUUUGGAAGGGUCUAUCCAUAGGGUCCAUGCACUUGGCUUACCUACCUGCACCUAUACGAAAGUGCCCCAAAGUGCUCCAGGUCCGGCAGUUCAUUCAGCAUGAGGUCAUUAAGAAUGAGCUGAAACUGAAGCUGCAGUUUUCCCUUAAGGAUUACAUAAAUCACAUCCUAAAGAAGGAGGAUGAAUUACAGGAAAUGACUGUUAAGGACUCAAGGACAGAGGAGGAGCGAGGCAAUGCUGCAGACCUGCUCAAGCUGGUGAUGUCUUUCCCUAAAAUGGAAAAAACCAAAGAAGAUCACUUUACUGAAGUACACCUGGCAGAAUUGUACAGGCGUGCAUUGGCUAGUCCAGAACUGUCAACCAGAAUAAACUGGGAUAAGUGGAGCCGUCCCAAACCUUCAGAACGCUGGAAGGAAAAACUGGAUCAGAACAGGCAGGAAAUUGAAGAAACCCAACAUUGUCUAGAAGGGAUGAGGGAGCACAUAAUACCACCAUAUUUCCAGUCUGAAUUUGGCAAGAUAUUUAUGACACAGUAUCAUAACCUGGAAACUAUUUCUAAAAAACUUCCACCCUUCCAAAAGAAAUUGGAAGAUGUAAGCAGAAACUCCUCUCAAAGCACAUCAGAUGUUGAUCCAGAGUGUCAAUCAUCUAAAGAACCAACUCAAGAUUCUUCUGAAUUGCUCAGUCUUCUGGUAUCAGAGAGUUCACUGGAAACCAAAGAGUCCAUCAGUUUGUUCCACAGUGAUUACCUCACGAAAUCUGACAUAGUAGACUCUGAAUCAUCAUGGAUGCCCAUGAAGAUUCCAACCCAGUCACUGCUGCAAAAUGCUGCUGGACAACCAAGGAAGGAGAAAGUAAAGCUACCUAACUACUUGAAAAGUUCUAAGCCAAAAAAGUCUCUACCCCUUAAGAAGGUAGAAGACUGUGUCAGAGGGCGAGUAAACACAUGCUCAGUUGCGUCUGCUGUCAUGAACAGUACAAAGCCUCCCCCUUUUGGCUUCCAUCUUCUUCCAUCAGAGGUGAACUUUGGAGUCUUAAAGGAGGGCCAUACCUAUGUGGCCACAGUGAAGCUAAAGAAUGUGGGUGUGGAUUUCUGCAGAUUUCAGGUGAAGCAGCCCCCACCCAGCACUGGACUGAAAGUGACUUACACACCAGGGCCAGUAGCAUCAGGAUUACAGGUGGACCUGCAGGUGGAGAUCUUUGCCAUGGCUGUUGGAGAGAAUGCUAGCAAGGGAUUAGGAACCAUUUCCUACAACAUUGAGAUUGUGACUGAACAUGAGAUUUUACUUCUACCUGUGGAGGCAAUAGUUUUAACAUCUAUGACCUAUGACUCAAGGCCAGAUGAUUUUCCCAUGGGGAAAGAAAAUCCAUCAGUUCGUCGUGUUUCUACAGUCGCCAAAACUCAUAAGCUAUCUUAUGUGAGUAAUAUCUAGGAAAUGUGCCUGUGGGCCCAGGACUAAAUAUAUAUAACCAACUAUUCCAUGCUUUAGUCUUAGACUUAUCAAUCAACUAGUAUUGACUGCCUAUUGUGUAUCGGGAGCAAAAAUACAGUAUAAAGAUUAACUUUGACAACGACAAACUCAAGUCUGUUGCUAUCCUUGCAACCUUCGUAAUCUUGUUCUGUACU